GUGCAUCACCAAGUUCACAGCAGUAGAGCAAAAACAAUAAUGGCGUGUUUUGUGUGUGAUUGCUUGGAUUCUCUAUACAACAACAAAUUAAAAGAUUUGUGUGCUUGCCCUAUUCAAAGGAGGAAACAUUUUAUGAAGGACACAUUUUUUACUAUUUACUAUUUAUGCUCUGCGCAGGAUUUCGAAAAUAGAAGAAAGAUUAAAAAAUACGUACUGUGGCUACGAAUUUUCGCUUGCGCUUAUUACUAUAAUGAAGUACCAAAAAAUCGAAAUCGCUAUAAAGAUUCAACUUUUGGAUAUAAAAUUGAAAUUCGCGGUGACAUCCAUGCAGAUCAUCUGCGAAAUGAUAAGAAGGCACCGAGAAACCUAAAUUUUCAAUAAAACCUGACUUUUGCCUCUGGUUUUCAUGAUAGCAGGUGCAUAAAUAAAAUGUCAAAUACAUCUUUUAAAACGCCGAAAAAUGUAAAUUGCGUUAUUGGUAUAACAAAAUCUUUGGCAACGUCUUGCUGGCAAAAAAUCUGCACACAAAGCUAACUCUAUUUAAAGGCGCACAUCAUUACGCUUAAAAAUCCAGUUUGUUUGAGUUUCUGUUAUGUCUGGAGGUAGGAGCUGAUCUCAAGUUGUCGAUAUUCGCACUGUGU
This is a messenger RNA of Anastrepha ludens (Mexican fruit fly), 641 nucleotides long. RefSeq lists its product as uncharacterized. Lineage: Eukaryota; Metazoa; Arthropoda; Insecta; Diptera; Tephritidae. The coding region runs from base 40 to 381 and encodes 113 amino acids. The record is from RefSeq and is a predicted model, not a curated record. The transcript has 2 exons.